Messenger RNA from Rhizophagus irregularis DAOM 181602=DAOM 197198, 1926 nucleotides. NCBI's taxonomy places the organism in Eukaryota, Fungi, Glomeromycota, Glomeromycetes, Glomerales, Glomeraceae. The record is from RefSeq and is a predicted model, not a curated record.
UAUCAAACAACCGCAGUAUUUAUUUAUGAUUUUUUUUUUUUUACAAAAAAAAAAUGGAUAUUCGUGCAGUAAUUGCAAUAGAUUUUGGUACUACAUUUUCGGGAUUCGCAUAUUCUAAUCGAGCAGAUCCUGAAAUUAUUACAAAUGAUGUUUGGCCUCAACAAAUUGGUGUAAUGAAAACUAAUACAGUUCUUCAAUAUGAUUCUAAUUAUCAAAAUGUUAUUAAAUGGGGAAAUCCUGCUUUAGCCCAAAAACAAUCAAAACACGCUCGUAAAAAUAAAGAUUUAUCAUCUUCAAAAACUGUAGAACUUUUUAAACUUCAUUUGGGAAAUAUUCCACAAAAUGAAAAACCACCACUUCCCUAUCAAUUAAAUUAUGAAAAAGCAAUAAGUGAUUAUUUACGCGAAUUAGGAAAGUUGAUUAAGGAAACUAUUUCUACCCGAUGGCACGGGAUAAGUUUCUUUGAACAUGUUCUUCUCGUUAUAAGCAUUCCAGCAGAGUUCGAUGAUCGUGCAAGAAAUACUAUGAGAAAAUGUCUUUAUAAUGCUGGGUUGACGGACUGUAAAGAAUCAAAGAAAGUUGAAUUCACGACUGAACCUGAAGCUGCUGCAAUUUAUUGCAUGCGGAAUCUUAAGGGACAGAAUGAAAUGAUCCCAAUUAAUGCGUCAUUUAUGGUUGUUGAUUGUGGAGGCGGAACUGUAGACCUUACAACACGUAGAUUAUUACGAGAUAACAAACUCAGUGAAAUCACUGAAAGAACUGGAGAUUUUUGUGGUGGAUCUUAUGUCGACCGAGAAUUUCUUAAAUUUCUUAGUCGUAAGCUUGGUGAAUCGACUAUAAAUCUGCUUAGAGAAAAUAAUUAUGGUCAAAUGCAAUUCAUGAUACAACAAUUCUGUCAAAAAUUGAAGUUUCAUUUUACAGGAAAUCAAAAUGAAUUUGAUCCAUAUGAAUUUGAUAUUGAAGAAAUUUGUCCUAUUUUGAAACAGUAUUGUAAUGAUAAUAUCAAAGAAGAGAUGGAAGAAAAUGAUUGGGUUAUUGAUAUAAAUUUUGAAGAUUUAAAAUCUAUGUUCGAUCCGGUUGUUGGAAGAAUUAUUAGAUUAAUUCGUGGACAACUUGAUUCUAGCAAAGAUAAAUGCUCUACUAUAUUUCUUGUAGGAGGAUUUAGUGAAUCAAAAUAUUUACGAAUGAGAGUUAAAGAAGAAUUCGGAAAAUUAGUUUCAGCAAUUAUUGUACCAAAGCAACCUAUCGCAGCUAUUGUUCGUGGCGCUUGUGAUUAUGGACUCGAUAUGAGUACAAUAGUGGAACGUACUUUGAAAUAUACUUAUGGACUUGGAACUCAUAGAAAUUGGGAAGACGAAGAUCCAAUAUAUAGAAAAAAAAAUUUUAAGGGAAAUGAUGAAACUAAAAUUGCGAUAUUUCACCAUUUCGUUACACGAGGUACAAAAGUUGGAGUUGAUGAGGAAUUUCGUACAAUUACACGUCCUGCUAUGCCAGAUCAGACUGCAAUGUCAUUUCCAAUAUAUAAAACAACUGAAUUAAGUGCUGAAUUUUGUGACGAACCUGGUAUGAAAUUACUCGGUACAUUAAGAAUAGAAUUACCAGAUGUUCAUCUUGGAUUAGAUCUUGAUGUUGAAUUUUCGCUAAUUUUUGGAAAAUUGGAACUUGUUGCUAAAGCAAAAAAUUUACAGAAUGGAAGAACCUAUGAUACUAGUUUUGAAUUAGAUUUUAAAAAUUGAUGUAGAUCUUAUUAUUGUUCGUUUCGAAUCCUAUGAAAUAGAAUAAAGGUUUUAUUUAAAUACAUAACCUUAAUAUCGUUUAAUAUCAUGGCGCAACAUAUGUGCAAAUGAAAUUUAUACUAUUAAAGACUUCUUGGAUGAUAAACACUAAUUUCAUUUGAUACCCGCGUAACAGUUUGAGAUAAAAUUA